Molecule: messenger RNA, 336 nt
Organism: Vicia faba (fava bean)
Lineage: Eukaryota; Viridiplantae; Streptophyta; Magnoliopsida; Fabales; Fabaceae
Source: the annotation of a GenBank genome assembly
AUGAGACUUCGUGAGUUCAGGGACUUGAGAACGGAGCAAAAGACGGCGAAACUGAUCUCUCUUCCAAAAAGAGAUGCCACUAUGUUGAAGAGACAAUUAUCUCAUUUGGAAAGAUAUCUAGGCGGUAUAAAAUAUAUGACAGGAUUACCUGAUAUUGUAAUAAUCCUUGAUCAGCAAGAAGAAUAUACGGCUCUUCAAGAAUGUAUCACUUUGGGAAUUCCAACGAUUUCUUUAAUUGAUACAAAUUCUGACCUAGAUCUUGCAGAUAUUUUGAUUCCGGCUAUUGAUGAUGCUAUAGCUUCCAUCGGAUUAAUUCUUAACAAAGUAGUUUUUUAA